CAAACUGCCGCUCUUUCUAGUCGAGAUGAGAACCAUGUUAGCUGCCUGGAUCGUGUUGUGUGUAGUUGCCUAUCUGGGCUUGUUUAGCACGACGAAUGCGGCGUGUACUCGUAAUGAAUUUCAAGCCUGCACAAAGGAUAUGAAUAAAGUUCAAGAAAACCCUGGAGACAUAAAUUUAAUGAGCAAAUUUGCUAAAGAAAUCACAGACUGCUACACGGCAUUAUUGCCCUCGUGUGGUAAAGAACUGAAGAGCAAAAUUAAAAUGGGAUUGGCACAAAUGAAAAUGAAGCUCACCAACUGCCAGGCUGGUGAUUCAGACUGCAACAUUAUGAAAUGUAUGAGCAUAAUGGGCAAUCUACAGCAGCAACAGCAAAGCGGUCCCACCCAAGAAACUUGCAAGAUAUCCAAACAAGCUAACGAAUGUUUCACGGAACAAAAAGCAAAAUGUCAAAAUAAUGCAGAGGCUAAAGCCCAAAUUGAACUCGCGUCGGUUGGUAUCGUAACGAUGAGUUCUGCUUGCAAAACAAUGAUCGAGGAAGAUGAAAAAAAUAACCAAACAAAGCAAAAAAGGGAAACAAACAAAGAACUAACUGAAUCAGUCUGCAGCAACGUAGCAUAUAUUGCAAGUGGAUUCAUCAAUUACGUUUUCACAGAAGAACCCGGUCCCGAAGACAGUGGUGCAAGGGGUGUCGUGCAAAUACGCCAGACUCCUUUCUUGAUUAUGACGUCAGCUAUCACACUGUUGCUGCGUGCUAUGUUUAAUUAAUUAAUGUUUAAGUUUUGUUCAUGUUUUAGCUUUUUAAAAAAUUAAUUAUUAAAUGGUCUGUUGAUUAUUUUCUUUUUUUUUAAUAUAGAGUAAUAUUUUUAAGUAAUUUUCAAUUGUCAGAUUUUUAAAAUAAAAAGUGCGCUCAUCUUUUUAAGAAUAAGCGAAAGUCAGCUAUAUUAUUUUAUUACGGUUGAUGUAAUUUAGAUCACAUACGAGUUUUUAAAAAUGUUCUAACAUGCCUUAUUUUUUACUCAUAAAGUGCUCUUUUAAUUUGAUUUUAAACUUCCUUAAUAUAAGUUUAGUGCAGCAUAUUAUGAUACAUGGAAAAUUUCUGAUAUAAUUCAAGGA
Messenger RNA from Physella acuta, 1114 nucleotides. RefSeq lists its product as uncharacterized. NCBI's taxonomy places the organism in Eukaryota, Metazoa, Mollusca, Gastropoda, Physidae. The record is from RefSeq and is a predicted model, not a curated record.